UGUCGUAAACUGGAAUUUACAUCAUCUCCUGCUUUCCAUGGUAAACGGCUCAAAAAUCACAUUAUAAGAACCGUAGAAUCCCUUGUGCAAGACUCCUGCUCCACUCUAUGCUACAUGGAACCCAACUGCGUCAGCUACAACGAGGUAGUGGUUAGCAGCCCUCCGUCAAUCACUAAAUGUGAACUGAAUAAUUCCACGCACAAUGAACAUCCCCAAGAUCUCAAGCCCUGGCCAAACUACAGCUAUGGAGGAACAAUGGUCAGUGCAUUCUUAAGCAAGUGACGCUUUCCUUUCUUUAGUUUCCCUUUGUACUGUUAAUUAAUAAAUUCUCCAACGGCUCUCCGUUGAACUCUUCAACGGCUCUCCGUCCGUCACUUAGUGCGAGCUGAAUAAUACCACACACAGUAAACAUCGUCAAGACCUCAGGCUCUCAGUGAACUACAGAGGAACAAUGGUCAGUGCAUUCUUAACCGAUUUAGCCUUUUUGAUAUAAUUUUUUAACAGUAUAUUUCCACUUUUCAAGUUAUUCACAUGGUUGUUCAUUGGCUGACCAUUUUCCUGUAAUCAUCAUAGAUUACAUUUCAACUAUAAUUUUAAAUUAUCGUAACCAUUUGCUCCUCUCAUUUGCAUAUUUUUGCGCUCAACCUCUCUUACCACACUUGUUAGAACACUUGUGGACAAACUCCUUGUCAACACGAUGGGACUUGUCAGACUGGAUUUACAGACAAAGGGUAUAGAUGUGUUUGCCCAAAAGGAUACGAAGGCAGCAAUUGUGAGAUAAUUAAUGGUACGUAAAAACGCUUUUACUCCAUGAAAAACUUUAAAUGAAAACAAAUUUUGUUUAUCUAUUGAUUAUUCAAGCCCCCUCCAAAAGACCCUUUUUAUCCCUCUCUGUCUCUCUGCACUGUUAGUCUGUUUGUCUCCCUUUUAUUCCCGGCAGCAGGAGUCUAGUCAUCUAACUUGUCAUCCCAUUCGUAUUUUUUUGUGUUGAAAAUCAAGAAUUCCAUCACAAAUCUACUGAUAUUUUUUUCCAGCCAUGGGAUGGAUACAGAUGACGCCGUCCACAGUUUGCUUCGGAGCUAAAGAUGAUACGUAUGGUAUCUUUAGAACAGCCAUUUCAGGUAACAUCACUACAUUCAAAUUAACAUACCAACAUGGUCAUGUCAUGAAGCGGACCCAAGCUAUCAGUCCAAGUGGGGUUGCCUUUGGCCUCCUCUCAUUCCUAACUCAAUGGCCACUUUGAUAACUGACAAAAACCGUAAUCUUCUUCAGCCUACUAAGGAUUACCGAUCAAAUUUUUUGGGAUGUACGUUUUACAGCUUUCCUUGGGCCACAACCGAAUCGCCAGAACUGCUCUUCUAUAGUUUUUCUUCACCGCUGAUGGUGGAGUCGAACCAAGAAUUCCAAAUCUGGUACAGUGAAGACUUAUUCAGAUGGGGCGAUUCUAAUAACGGAUUGACACGAACAUGUGUUGCGGUGUAUGGUCUGUAUGUUUGAGUAGCGGUGAUCGCGUUGCCCAACGUUGUUUCGGAACUUUUGCAAAACUUCAUAUAUAUUUCAUAGGAAGUAGGAAAAUAUUCUAUUGAGAAAGAAACGAAUUCCAGCUCAUUUAAACUAAAAACAAUAAUCAAUUCAUCAACUGAAGGCAAUCAAAGAGCUCCCUCCUUCCAAAGAAAUUUCUGAGGGUUAACUCAAUUUUGCUCUUCUAUAAACUGAACCAUUACCCGACUGCUUGAGCGAUAGUAACAAAUAAAAGCCACCUCAAAAUGCUGUGAUUCAAAUGCUGGUCUAAAGGUCUAAAUUCUAGCACCUCCAGGGCAUUGUGUUUUGUUAUCAGGGGAGAAAAAAUUCUCAACGGAUCUGUCAAUCUUUACCAAGUAUGAAUGAGCAAACUGCCAGUAAAUUCUGUUUGUGAGUAACCCCGAGAGGAACUGGUAUCUCAUGCAGGAAAAUUAGAAAUACUCCUAAAAACGGGAUGAAAUUUAGCAGGGUGGGUAACACGCCAAUCAGUAAGGUUAAUCAACAUUUCACCUUGUGUACGAGGCAAACAGAGACCAAACGCAACUGGGAUUCUGAAAGGGAAGGAUCAAAAUUCCCUAAUUAUUGGGUUUUUUUGCACCACUAUAUAUUUCGAACGGCAACUUUUUCCUGAGUUAAUUGCAUUCACAGUUCAUUGGGGAGGGAGGCCUUUGAUUAAACCUUCGGAAUGGUUACGUCACUAAAACUAUUAACUCAACAAAAAUUAUCUUGAAAGGAAGUCUGUUAAACCAACAGGUCCAAACGAUAGUGACGGAAAAUUUUGUUAAUGAAAAUUGUACGACAACGACGGGCAAUGCCUUUUCUUUAGGAAGGGUUCCGGUGCGAACUUGUGGAAGACAAAUGCUUCCGUUUCCUUUAAAGAUUAAAAAUAACUUCAGCGGAAUAUCUCAACCCAUGCCCUGAUUGUAACUGCCUCCUCCUCUCUCUGUCUUGAUUAGGGCGAAUGUUGACUGUAGUAUGUUCUGUUAUUUUUUUCUAUGGGUUAAAUGCGUAGAUAUUAAGCAAAUAUUGGAUGAGGUUUAACAUGAUAUCAUGAAUCAUCAGAAGUGAAGUCUGAGUGAUCUGCUGAAGCCUAAUGCUGAGGUAGAUAACACAGACGUGAAGCUUGAUACCUCAUGAUAUUAUACGAAAACCGAACUCAACAAUUGUUUUAUUACUCAUGUGCUUAAGUAAACAGCAAAAGAAAACACUUCUUUCUGAGUAUGCAGAAGGAUGUUAACACAGCGCGGACGGAGGAUUGGGUAACUAGGCAGUCUUUGAACGCGACAUGAUAAAUGAAAUAUCUGCUGCAAAUGUUUGCUGCAGAUAUCUGAUCGAAUGCUCCCGACCGAUCAGAUUUUUCAUUGUAAGUCUAAUGUAUAACAAAUGUAGUUAAACACCAGAGAACUCUUCUCCUGUUGAUAUCGAUGUUACUCUCCAUGGAUUACGGAUGAAAGGAAAAGAGAGGUUGUCCUUAAAAAUGGAAAAGCUCAGCAACAUCAUGGAUGGAGAAGACCGGAAAUAUAUUUCCAAGGCUUUCUCAUGUAUCUUGAAAGAAAAAUUGAAACAUGGAAAUAAAUCGCUAUGGCAAACAAAUCUCUAAGCAAAAAAAAAAUAUUGCGCAAACUUAGAUUAAGUUUAAAAUAAAAAAGUUUCCAAACGCUUGAUAUCGCUAAGUACCUUACGUAGUGUCUACAAGACAUAAAUUUUAUUUAAAUGACAUCUUAGAUCUCGCUUGCUAUGGCUAUUUUAUUCACCUGGUUAGUCUUAUCAUUAUUACUAUUAUAAACACUAUAAUUGCUACUUUCAAUACAUUUUAAUUAGCGUUGCUAUUAUUCUAAUAAAAAUAACUAUUUCGUUAUGAGAACAUGUAAAGUGUGUUCAUUAGCAAUGUAGUUUGCACACGCGAUAGAAAGCUGCCGGUGUGUGCACGUAGACUGCUUGUACGUGCAUGUUAGGUAUCUGUGUAAGCAAUGUGAACUAGAUUGGUUUACUAAGUUAUGCUUAUUAAGUAAUUUAUGUUAGCCUCGUAACUUAUGUAGUUUGUAAGUACUGCUUAAGUAACUGUGCUAUUGUGCCACUGAUAGGUUUCUCUUUGGGAAAAUUUUUGGUAAAUUUUAUUAGCUAAAGAAUCUCUACAGACAUUGAUAACGUUCAAUUUAGAAAGCAGAGUGUCUUCCAAUUCGGGAGUGAUAAAUCUUUUAUUUUUUUAAAGAAUGUUGGUUCUUUUUCCACAAUGGAAAUUUUACUUUUGAAGUUGUGCGACUGUAAGUAUUUAUUUUUAUCAAAAAUUGGAUAAAAUCAGUUCACCUCUGCUUAAACUUAGGAGGAAAACGUUUCUAUCACAAUUUCAUUGCUCAAAAAUUUCAUUUAAGUUAUGUACGUGUGUUUGCCAAACUUUGCGACGAACAAAUUAUUCUUUUAACUGGUACGCAGUAAAUAAAGAAGCUACCUUCCCAUGGAAAGUUCCUCAUCAUUAUGAAGUAUACGAAGAGUCCCACUCAAAAUGUAGUUGUGGUAUCCAGGAAGUCAAAUUAUCAUUGCUCGUCUCGGAAUAGAGACAUCAUGCAAAGGUGGUCGUCAUUUCUCUGCGAAUUAAGGGAGUUUCACUGGUGUAAGAACAUCUGCUUCCAAAAUAGAUUAGAUAUGUCUAAACAGAUUUUAGAAUAUUAUCAUUACUCCUUGAUAGAUGUCAGGGUCUCAAGGAAUAGUUGUGUUGAUAUCAUUUUUUUCUUCUUUCUCACAGGUUGAGCACUUUUCCUCUCAUUAAAAAGGCCUCUUGUCUUUCAUAAUUGCUGCUGAUAAUAACUAAAAAAAACUGCCUCUCUCUAUAAGAAACUCAAUCCACUGCAUAACCUACGACUCGUAUUAACUAUUUCCAAUCAUGCAAAAUAAAAGCCUGGUGCUUUUAAUUUCGAGGGCUACACAGAAACAAGCAAUUAUUCAUGGAAAACAUGUCUACCAUUUUCUGUUUUUGCAGUGACUGUUUUUUAAAAGUGUUGUUCUUCCCGAAAGGUGAGCAUGUUCCUUUUAUGUUAAAUCUAUCAAAAGUUAAAGGCUUCAGUCACUCUUAUUUGACAGGUUACCAAAAAAUAAGAUUCGACAAUCCUUCGAGAAUGCCGCAAUACAUCGGUGACUUGUUCUGACUUAUCAAUAGCGAAAAUGGCCUGAAAUCAUCAGAGGGGUGCAUGUUUUUUCUUGGUUUCACUCAAAUCACUUCGAAUAAACCACCAUUACCGUAUGUCUUUUGUAGAAGAGACAUUAUAUAGGCCCAUUGUAUCUUCGUGUUUGCUUUAGUAUGUCUAGAAGACAUAAAAACUCGUUUCUUCCUUAUAAUGCUAGUAUGAGAAACAGCCCUUCGCCCACUUGUGAAAAGGAAAAACUGUUCUUUGGCGGCUAGCACCUGACGUUCAGCCUCCAAUCCCUGAGAAGUGAUCGCCUCGGAUACUUCGUUUUUAACUUGAUCCAGCCCGUUUAGAACCUCCAGUCAAUCCUCGCUGAUUUCUUCUUGUAUUUCGUUCCCUUCUACACUGUCUGGAACGAGUGCUGACUCUAGUUCGUCUGCAUCGCGAACCAAUGAUACUUCUUAAGUUAAUGCGUGGUUCUUGAGAGACGUCUUCAGUAGCAUUUGUCAACCCACAUACAACACCAGUACGUAAAUCAUCUUGACAAGAAUUACAAGAACUUUUUCCCUAGCGGUCUCAUAGCCAGCGGAGGAUCACCAGUAAUCGGCUUUUAUUGGAACUCCUGCCUCAAUACAAGGUCUAUUUUUUUUUAAAGUAGGUGUACAUUAUCAGGUACAAAACAGACGUUUUAACUCUUUCGUUCCCAAGAGUGGCCAAAGGAUUUCCCCUCACAAUACCAACCUAGUUCCUUUGGGUAUAUAAUUUUCCAUCUAAAAGGAUAAAGAGAAAGUUUUAGCUUCACAUUCCUCAGAGACUUCCACCAAAUAGUACUCGGUGGUCUUCCCAGGCAACUGAAACUUGGACGAUAAAGGAAUGGAUCGGUGGUAUGACGUCUUCAUACCCAUGAAAACAUACAGCAUCUGAGAAAAAAAAAUCCUCCAGAUCCUGGUUGCUUUAAAAAAGGAUAAUGCCGUCCAAAUACUGAAACGUGAUAGGAUAACGAUUUAUGUGUUGGACAUUGCUACAAACUUUGAAAAAACAGAAGCUUGAUGUGCAUCAAACUCUCGUGACCAAUAUUACAAAAAUAAUAAUGCAAAGGAUUUAGGAGAAAUGCUAUUAUGAUAAAGCGGUACAAAAAAUCAGCAUACAGCUGUAGAUGCCAUGACACAAAUGACACUUCUAACAACACUUUUCAAAGCUUUCCCUUUUUUAAUCCAUCUUGUAUUAUUGACACAACAUGCAAAGGCAGUCAUUCGUUGCCUUGUGGAUUUAUGGGAAUUUUCAGUUUUUUAGGGACACGGCCUGUUUCGAGGAGAGUCUCGGUAAGUUCUGUCUAUACAGCCAAUUGGAGCUGAUGAUCAAUUCUCAGAAACGUCUAGAGGAGGGAGAUUUGAUAAAUCCUAAACUGCCUUAAUCAAAACUAAGGACUUCCAACAGGAACCUGGAAUCAUCUGUCAAUUAAACGUCUACUAAAAUAGACUCGUAAUUAGAAGAUAUGUUUAUUGCAUGAGCAAAGUUGCCGGACGUUUUACAUUAAUAAAACGACCGUUCAAGAAAGAUAUUUUAUCUUUCUGUAAGAGAAAAAAAGAAAAAUACUCUGAAUAUAUUUAUUGAUCCAAUGAAUUUUGAAUGUGAUGAAAAAAUAUCUAAAUGAGCUACAGGCCAGGUGUCUGCUUACCCUGCUGGGGGUAGAAUAUUUUCACCUGUCAUUUAUUUGACUUUCCAGAGGAUGUGUUUACAGCGUAACUCGCAGUAAAAAUUGCGACAUCAUAUAUAUCUGCUAAAAUCAAAUGGCAUUCCCUCAGUCCUGAAUCUUUCUAUCGAGCGAAACAAAAUCGUCAAAGAGGUUCUAAGUCGCAAAAUUUAUGAUUGUAUUCGUUAUUUUAUUUACCUCAAUACCCUUAUCAGGCGAGAAAUGACAACUGCCAACUUUGUUGACUUUAGCUUCAUAAAAUGCCACUUUUCAUUAAAACAGGUUGAAUUAAACCGCCUAAUAAAAGACCAUUGUCUUGGAGUAAGCAUGGACUUUUCUGCGCUUUUCAUGAUUGUAUCCUACAUUCCAUUUAUGACUUACUUAACGUUUGGUAAAGGUGAGUUGCGAACUGGGAUUCAUAUAUUCUACGAUUCAUUUAUGGUUGUAUCUUCUUUCAUUUGUCUAUUAAAUCGAUUUCACUGGUCUAAAGCUGUCGCCGCACUCGGCUUAAUAAUUAACAUGUCGGUAAGAUAUAGGUUAACGCUUUGUCGUCAACCUAAAUCCAAACCCUGUACAUGUGUUCACCUUCCAUCGAUGAUUUAUCAAAAUAGGCAUUUCAUUUUACGGUAUCCCAUUCCGAAGAAAAUUAAAAAUUAGUCACAAGGUAACUCGCAACGGCGAUAGCUUCUAGUUAUGCUUAUGCUCUCCUAUCAAUAAUAUUCACCAGGGAUACUGGUAAAAUAUAAUUCAUCAAAGUUUGGAAGAGGGGAAUUUGAAGUUUUUACAUCGUAGAGAAGUUGAUCUUCACCACCCUUAACCAACAUGAGGAAUCAUUUUAAAAAUAAAAUAAUGCUGGCAUAUGGAAUCAACGAUUUACAUUUUCAUCGUUGUCUAUUUGUUUAGAGACAUAGCUUCCAUGUAUCUACCGAAAACUAAAAAAAUGGCUUUUUUUUGUUGGCAAAGGAAAGCUCGCGAUGCGAAAACGUUUAAGGAUUAGGUUUGAAGAUAGACUUCAACAAUUUCAAAAAAUAAUGAGUGACCUUAAGUAGAAAUGCUCUCAUUAAAAUUUGCACAGACGUCUCGUGCAGCUUGAAAACUUUCUUCGCUUUCAAAACUCAAGCCUCUCUGUCUGCUGUUCAUGAAAAAUAUUAAGUUGUCUGAGUAAUUAUCCUUUUUCUUCCCUAAUCAUUGAUGCUCUGAUCAAAAUUUUUUUCAGCGGUUAAUAAUAAAACGAACUGACGGUGUUUUUUUAGAGCUGCUAAUCUGAGGGAGCUGCAGCUUGACACAAGUGGCAGCUCUCAACCAUCAACAAACCAUGCCAAUCUCCAUAGUGAACGCGUGCAGUAGCGUGAUGCUAGACAACAAUGGGUCAUACGUCAACAUGAAAAAAACCUGCUAAAUUAACUACAGUUGCAGUGACCGCGAAAUCGAGAAAGGCAAAUAAAAACAAACUUUUAAUUAUCUCCAGAUUAUAGGACUUCUUGGAAGCGAACUUUUCUCACGGCCAACGAUCUCAGAAGCAAACAAUUUCCUGCAUUUAGAUAAUUUCAUGUUGUCUUUGUUUUCUCCUCAAAGUCAUCCCUCUGCCCAUUAAUAAAGUUCCCCUUUUAAUAGUUUCUUUUUUUAACACGUUCUUAUUCCUUUUACCGUCGUGGUGUGCUUGAGAUCGAAAAUUUUCGCCAAGGAGUUUGGUCUCAACGCUAUAUGUGUGUGAUCAUUAUUUUAUUUCUGCCAAAAAUGAAAACAAUUUAAAGUUUUCUAAAUAUAUUUUGAUUGCUUUAUUUUAGAGCGAAAUCGUUCAAUGCUGUUUCCAGAUUACUUCGUCUUUGCUGACAAACGUUUGGUAAACCAUAUAAUCGAAACUAAAUACGUCAAAGACUUGGAUCAUUGUGAGCUUUUCUGCUACAUGAACGACAACUGUGUCAGUGCUAACUUCAAAAAAGAGCCAGAGACUGGAGGAACGGCGUAUGUUUGUGAAUUAAAUAACGCAACUCAUCUUGAAUAUGAUACUGACCUGUCGACUAAUGCCGUUUUUCUCUAUCGGGGUUCAAAGGUAAACUAUAAACUAUAAAUCAAAUUCAGCAACUUGACGCUUUUCAAUGAAUUGUGAAAAACAACCGAAAUGUGCCAAAACUUCCGUUGUUUCAUUCCUCUAUCAAUCAUCCAAGAUAUCCAUCUCUCUUCUUGUAUUAUUUUUUUCUUUUUUCUUUCCAGAACGUCUGCGGUAAAAACCUUCCGUGUCAAAAUAAUGCAACUUGUCAGUCCGGUUUCACAAUCAAGGGAUAUCGAUGCUUGUGCCCUCCUGGAUUCGAAGGAGAACAUUGCGAAGAAGGUUAAUUACAGAAUGUGCCCUUAAGAACAAAAUAUUUCAUAGAGUAGUUAAACCACCCCAAUAUAUAUAUCACGUUUGGUCGUCGAGCGCGUAUCUUAAAGGAAGGCUUCCAAGGCUGAUCUUUGACGACUGAUAUUCGGCUACAGUUUGGAAUGGUGUCCAGAGAGAGAGAUUCCGCUGUAAUGGAAGUUUUGGUUUAGACGAAAUUAAAAAUUAAUUUGUCACAAUGAUAACUAACUAAGGCUUUUUCACCUCAUAAGAGUUAAAAAACGAAUGUGAUAUCCAACUCGUGUAACCACUACCGUUGUAGAAUUUUUCUUUUCUUUCGACUUUUUUAGAUAUUGAUGAAUGCCAAAAAAAUACUCACGAUUGUCACUUGAACGCUACUUGCCAAAACACAAAUGGAUCCUUUGUGUGCACCUGUUCAUUUGGAUUUAACGGAGAUGGACGGAACUGCACAGGUAUAAGCCUUUAG
This is a messenger RNA of Pocillopora meandrina, 9143 nucleotides long. NCBI's taxonomy places the organism in Eukaryota, Metazoa, Cnidaria, Anthozoa, Scleractinia, Pocilloporidae. The record is from the annotation of a GenBank genome assembly.